This is a messenger RNA of Micropterus dolomieu (smallmouth bass), 3489 nucleotides long. RefSeq names its product vascular endothelial growth factor Aa (gene vegfaa). Gene Ontology annotation, biological process: positive regulation of protein phosphorylation; positive regulation of endothelial cell proliferation; vascular endothelial growth factor signaling pathway. Gene Ontology annotation, cellular component: membrane. NCBI's taxonomy places the organism in Eukaryota, Metazoa, Chordata, Actinopteri, Centrarchiformes, Centrarchidae. The record is from RefSeq and is a predicted model, not a curated record. Gene Ontology annotation, molecular function: growth factor activity; chemoattractant activity; heparin binding. The coding region runs from base 535 to 1110 and encodes 191 amino acids. The transcript has 7 exons.
CGCCAAGAGGACACGGAACACGACAGAGGGUGGUACCGGUGCUUAUCCGAAAAGCAGCCCAGGCACGGCACUGGACACUAAAUAAGAACCACAACAAAGAAGCUCUCCAUAAGAAAGCAAACGGAUCACUUUAUACCGGCGGAUCCCUCCACGCACGCCUGUUGUUGUGGGCUCAAUGAGAGACCCCAUGCGUAAAGUAUCUGAGCGGACCCCUAAACGUUAGGCUCUUACGGUCAUCUCCGGACAAUCUAGCCCAGCAGAGUUCUGCGGAUGAGCCAGUCUCGUUGGAUCCGGUCGCAGCGCUGCCGGGAGACACUGGCAGGCUUCCUGUGAACGUGCCACAUGCGCGUGCAAGAAAUGGAUUCGCUUUUGCUAUAGCAAAGAUUUGCCGCGGUUUUUAAAAAAAAAAAAAAAAAUGUAUAUAUUUUUUCAUUUUCUGACUAUGUUUGAGUGUGUGUGUUCGUCGGAAUUGGUACAUUUUUGACUCCCUCACGAGCGCAGAGAUUUCAAGACUCUUCGUGCGGAAUUACAACCAUGAACUUUGUUGUCAGUGUGGUAACGUUACAAAUCCUUUUGGCAGCGGCUCUUCACUUAUCCACUGUAAAGACUGCCAGCAUUAAGAAGGGACUGGAGAAGAGUAAAAAUGAGGUCAUCCCUUUCACGGAAGUCAUCACCAAGAGUAUGUGUCAGCCCAGGGAGGUGCUGGUGGACAUCCUUCAGGAGUAUCCGGAGGACACGGAACAUAACUACAUCCCUUCCUGUGUGGUCAUCAACCGCUGUGGUGGCUGCUGCAAUGACGAAGCAAUGGAGUGUGUUCCCACAGAAACCCACAACGUCACACUGCAGGUAAUGCGGGUUAGACCAAUGGUAACGCAACAUACUAUUGACUUGAGUUUCACAGAACAUCAGAGGUGUGACUGUAGACUGAAGCCAGAUGUUCAAGCAAAGAAAGAAUACCACUGUGCGCCUUGCUCAGAGAGAAGGAAGCGCUUGUUUGUGCAGGACCCUCUCACCUGUAAAUGUUCCUGCAAAUUCACACAGUUAGACUGCAAGUCCAGGCGACUUGAAUUAAACCAAAGAACUUGCAGAUGUGAUAAACCGAGGAGAUGAGACCAGCAACCCUGCUAUGAAGGAAGUCACAGCACUUUGCAACAUGAGGAUGCAUUCCCUGCAAGGACACCAAACGACAACGCAAGACAGGAAAUCCUGAACACUGACUUUGCCACUGUCUAUUUUCCGCCUAAAGAUAUUAAUAUAUACUCGAAGUACAUUGACAAUAUGAAUUGCUGCUACGUAAAAAAGACAAUUUAAAGUGAAACGACCACACCUCUGGUGUGUGAAUGGGAAAUGUUUCAGCGACGUUCUGCUCAUGGGUAGAAGACUAGUAGCAAAAAUCUUAUUUUAUGUAACACUUCACUGGAUGCUGGUCUGCUGUGAAUAUGAAUAUUUUUUUCUUAAGAAAAACUGACCACAGCUUUGCCGACCAGCGCAGCAGAAGCAGAACUCUGACAGAAGAAACUGGAAGGAGUCGGAGAAAAGAUUGUUGUACUUGAACGGAACGGCAGGUCCCUCUGUGACAUGAUGUAACGUUUUGACUCCACUGUACAGACUGACUGGUCUGAAGUGAGUGUGGAUGCAGACUAUGUGCGUGGUGAUGGAUAAUGUGAGAAAGAUGACUUUUCUCCCUCAGGAAGGGUUCCAUGAUGCUGGCAAGAACUACAAUUAAGGUUAGCUAAUGGCAUUAAGGGUAGGACGAGGGUUAGGAAAUGGAAGUUUCUAUCAGGACAAAGGCCUGUUUCUGGUCCUGCUUCCUUCAUGAAACCCUUCCCUGGUGGGGGAAAAACAGCAUUGUCUUUGUUUUUCUGCACAGUUAAUUAUUUACUCUUGAAGGUAUUGUAUUCUUUUUAACAAAAUGUCAUGAGACCAGGCUGUCUAAAGGGAAUUUAGUGUAGGUAUAUACGGAGACAAGAAGUAAUUAGACAAGCUCACAGAUCAGCUCAGUAUCUCACUGUAGAAAUCCACAAUUUUACUGCUUUCUUAUUUAAUGUCUGUGUUCCAAAGAAAUAGUUCAUGGUUCAUCAUAAAUGAUCUGUACAGAUAGAUAUCCCUUUGUCUAGUACAUUACAUCUUAUUUAUAGAAUCUGUUCAAUGUCCUGUAUUCUGAUAUUUAUGUGAAGUGUUAGUUAUUUUUGUUUGUAUUUCAGUCUGUUUAGAGACUGAAUUGAGAACAUUUGACUGUAGACUUUUUUUGUUGGGGGGGGGGGGGGAGACUGAAAGGCUAUGCUUUGACAUUCCUGAUUUAAACUAAAGCUGUGUUUCUCGUCAGUCAAAAGGGGAUCAUGGUGGGCCUGUUGACCGAUAGAAACCCCAGCCGUGUGUGUGUGUGUGUGUGUGUGUGUGUGUGUGAGAGAAUGAUGCAACAACACAGGUGUUUUUCGUUUUGGACUGGGGUGAUGGACAUGUUGUUUUGCACUUGUGGGCUCGAAGACACGUCAGGGGGAGGACCACAACGGUCUUGUUGCUGCUGCUCAAUUCAGACCUAAUUUAGUGAAGACUGAGGCCUCUAGUCUGAGGGUAGUAAACUGGCACACUGUUUUCUCUGACUUUAACCCAGGCGCUAACGUAAUGUCCUCACUCCUGAGUAUUACGCUGUUAUGUGGUAACACUUGAGUUCAGUUGUGCCCUAAUUAAUAACUUGUACGCUUAAAUUCCUUAACAUAACCAAAACUAGAAGAUCUCAUAAAAGGACGUCAGAAGUAAAACUACUGUCCGCUGUGUAUCCCACUCUGGACCCACAGUGAGCGCUGAUGAAGUCAAAUGAGUGACUUAAUGAUAUGAGGGAUUUAAGUUAGUAAAGUAAGGGCUCCUCCCUAACGGACAGGACCGGCUACGCUAAAAUCGGUAUGCAUUUGAAGGAACAAAGUAUUCUUUCAAAGGUGUGUAUUUGUAAUUAUACUACUAGUUGUUGAACAAUAUUUUCAGGAAUAGUCAGAUUUGAGCCCUUUUCCAUAGCAUUGUGACACAUCUCUUUUCAGAAAUCACACCCGCGUUUCUGUCCCGCUGCUGUUCAUGUGAACUGGCCUUCUGUGCUGCACCCUCAGACUCGAGGCCUGAGCGUGUUCCCUGAGAUGGCUGCCAGCUCAGUGCCUCUCCAGUCCUCUCACCAUGACAACAUUGUAUUUGUAUGAGUUUUUACAGCCACACAUUUUUAGUAUAUUUUCACAUUAAUAUAUUUAUUAGUACUGUAAAAUGUUUUACAACAUUAAUACUAUAUUUUGUUGUUUUUAGGGUUACUAUUAAAUCAUAUUUAUUUUGAAAUUAAAUUGUUUUUUCUUAUUAAAUGUCAACUAGUUUGAUGCUGUCAGAUACAGCUGAUUGAGCCUUAACAGGAUCCUGAUAGAUUAUUAACAGACAUGACAUGGCCUCCACGUUGACCAACAGGUUUUGUGAUCUUAGUCAGAACUCCAUAAACAUAAUUUGCAGCAAGAC